Messenger RNA from Uloborus diversus, 1151 nucleotides. RefSeq lists its product as uncharacterized. Lineage: Eukaryota; Metazoa; Arthropoda; Arachnida; Araneae; Uloboridae. The transcript is spliced from 6 exons. The record is from RefSeq and is a predicted model, not a curated record. The coding region runs from base 123 to 728 and encodes 201 amino acids.
GAAAGAGUGAACGAACCGGUUUAUAAGUAUCAGAAUAGUAUUUGUAGGUCUUUUUUGACAAAAGUGUUCCAGCGAGAUUUCUAAAGGACGCAAGAAAAAAGUGUGUGCGGAAAAGUGACGAGAUGAUAUGUGUGGUUAGCUGCAAAUUUGAUACAUAUAAUUUUAGUCGCAAUCUGUGUUCCUCACUCAGUUUGGGUUCCAUUAGAGUAGGAAAGCCACAAAGGACGCAAGAAAAAAGUGUGCGGAAAAGUGACCAGAUGAUGUGUGUGGUUAGCUGCAAAUUUGAUACAUAUAAUUUUAGUCGCAAUCUGUGUUCCUCACUCAGUUUGGGUUCCUGUAGAGUAGGAAAGCCACAAAGGACGCAAGAAAAAAAGUGUGUGCGGAAAAGUGACCAGAUGAUGUUUGUGGUUAGCUGCAAAUUUGAUACAUAUAAUUUUAGUCGCAAUCUGUGUUCCUCACUCAGUUUGGGUUCCUGUAGAGUAGGAAAGCCACAAAGGACACAAGAAAAAAAGUGUGUGCGGACCAGUGACCAGAUGAUGUGUGUGGUUUGCUGCAAAUUUGAUUCAUAUAAUUUUAGUCGCAAUCUGUGUCCCUUACUCAGUUUGGGUUCCUGUAGAGUAAGAAAGCCACAAAGGAAACGUGAGCCAGAGGCUGAAACCUCUCGUCCGGUCGCACCAGGAACGGACAGAAGUGGUCGGACAGCAUUGCACUGCGUUGUAGGGCAGUAGAAGAUGAAGAUGUGGAGGGUUGAAUGAACUGCUGAGCGAAGGUUUCGACACCCGUGCCCCGGGUCUAGGCGAUGGAUACCUCUCCAAUUCGCUCUGCUUCUGUGCAAGGAAACUACAACAGGCUCAGGUGUAGUGGACAUUUUACUUUAUGCUGACGGCACGAACAAUGAACAAGAUGAAUCUGGUCUUACUCCGAUUCAUCUUGCUGCUCGUCAGCAUCCAUCAAAAUUGUAAAGAAGCUGCUGCUCAGUGGCGUCCAUCCCCAUGUGAAGGACGACAAUAGAACUUAUACAAUCCACUUGGCUUUAAGGAGAGGAGAGAAGUGAAAUACUGCUUUUUAAAUAGUUCCUUGUGUUGACAGGUCGUCGUUUUUUUUUUUUUUUUUUUUUUUGAGGAAACACAGCUCCGUUCCAUGUUGUGUUG